Molecule: messenger RNA, 3180 nt
Organism: Tetrahymena thermophila SB210
Lineage: Eukaryota; Ciliophora; Oligohymenophorea; Hymenostomatida; Tetrahymenidae
Product: cyclic nucleotide-binding domain protein
Exons: 6
Source: RefSeq, a predicted model, not a curated record
AAAUUAAUUAAGUUUAGUUAAAAAACUAUCAAAAUCUAGUUAAGUAAAUCGUAUAUGGAAUAAGUAGAAAAUCCAUCAACAGAUGAGCUGGUUAUCAAUGUAGUUGGAUGCAAGCCUGAAAAGAGAUCUGAAGAACAAAUAUCAUUUCUUUCAGAUUAUUUACACAAGAUUCUCUCUUUUUUAAAUGUCAAAAAAGAGGAUUGCAUUUUAUGUGCGAAGUCUUGUGUAAAGCUUACCUAUCACCAGAAUUAAUCCAUUUUAAAAUUGAAAUAAUAAGUAGAGUACUUUUACAUCAUUCUUGAAGGAUAAGUUUCACUAAAUUAUUUGUUAGUAAACAACGAAAGCAGCAAUGAAGAAUAACUUAAAUAUGAAAAAAAUUAAUAAUAAAAUAUCAAUAAUUUUAAAGUACCAACAGAUAAAAAAAAUGAGUCAUUGUAAAAUGUUGGUAGUUAGUAGCAAGUUGUAAAUAGGCAAUCUUAAAGGAUUUCUGAGAUUAUCGAUUAACCAAAAAAGAACUCAAUAGUUUCAAGAUAUUCGCAAAGCUAGCUCCUUCCAUAUAAAAAAUUGAAUAAAUUUGAUUACUUUGGAUAAAUAUCUAUUUGCUUAAAACAAAUAUGUUAGAUAGUGGCGUAAUGUACUUCAAGAAAUGCAGUGCUUUUAGCAAUACCAAAAGAUGUUUUCAAUUCUACAUUAAAGUUUUAUUUUAGCUAUGUUAUAUAAAAUGAUAUUGAAUUUUUGGAGACCUGUGUGCACUUCUUUAAGGAGUGGAAUAAGAAUUUGCUUAAAAGAAUAAUUCUAUUUGGGUAAAAAGUAUAACUUAAAAGAGGAAACCUUCUCUACAACGAAGGAGAUAAUGCUGAUAGCAUAUUUCUGAUAGUAGAAGGAGAAUUUUCAGCCUUUAAAUAAUAUACAUACGCUCCUUCUUUUCUAGCCAAAGCAGAGCUUAAUGAUGUUGAAAAAAUUAGGACUCAAACAAAAAAUGAAAUAGAUAAUAAAAAAUAAUAAAAAUCUCUAAAGAUUUUGAUGGUUGGUAAAGGUGAAAUGAUAGGAGAAAGCGAGCUUUUCCUAUAAUAGGAAGGGACAUAAAAAAGAUAUUUUUCAGUUGUUACAGAGAGCUAGGAUGCUCUGGUUAUAAAAAUGCACCAUUAAAUAUUUAAAGAUCUGGUUUUGACAGAUACAAAUACAAAAUAAAAUAUCCUAAAUCUGCACCAUUAAAGGAUGUCAUUUGUUGAAUAGAAGGUGAAAAAUUAAAAAUAAAAGCUCAGUUAGUAUAUGGAUUUCUUUUUCUAAAGCUUGCAGGGCUAAUAAAUGAAGUAAAAAAGCACAGAAUUUCUAAAAAAUUCUCUGAAAACAAUAGACUAGUUAAAUAAAGAUCAAUUUAACAAAUUCUUAAAAAAAGCUUAUAAUAGCCAGUCUCCUCAAAAAAAGUAGCUCUCAUAUCCCUAAAAUCAAAAUAUAUUUCAAUCUGAUGAAAAGAAUAAUUAAAUAUCAAUACCUACAUUGAAUUAUAUAAUUGAUGAUAAAUAAAAUAAAAUUGUAACUGAGUAGGAUUUAUUAAAAAGUGCUGAGUUAAAUUAAAACUUCUCAACAAAGAUGAAAAACUCUACAAAAGAAAGUAAAAUCUAUGAUAGUAAGUCAAACUUAGACACCGAAUCUAAAUCAAAUAUUUAGUAAGAUACAGUGAAAGUAAAUUCAGAUAGUGGAAUGAAAUAUUUUAAUAGCUUCUUUUAUAGAUAUUUGGAUUAAAAAUAAAAUAAUCUUGAAGAACCUUUAAUAAGUGUUAAAAAAAGCAGAAGAUAGUUUAGCUUGGAGAAUUUAAAUAAGAAUAAAUAGAAACUAUCUCAUUCUCCAUAAAAGACUGCUUUUUCUAGAUAAAACUCGUUAAUUCUAUAAAAAAUGAAUCAAAUUUAUAAUCAGUCAGAAAAAUAAACUAUUCAUUCUACUCUAUAAUAAACUGACUGUUUACUUAAAUCAGAAAAUUAAAUAAUAUCAUUAUGUAAUUUGCAAAGAAGAUAGUCUCCUGAAUCUUCUAGUGAUAAUAAAAAUAAAUUCAAUUGUAAUUUAUCUAACUUAAAGGUUGAAGAAUAUUCUUUGAAUAAUUACUGUAAUAAUUCUUCUAGAAAAAACACUUUAGAUUCUAUUGCCUUAAAUUUGGAUAACAGAUAAUCAUCUUAAACUAAAUUUUCCCCAUAAUUAAAAAAUAGGAAAAUCGUUAGUUAAUCUUCUCAUCUUUAGUUAGAGAAAUAAGAUUUUAUUUCAUUAAAUGAAGAUCAUAAAAAUAACAUAUAAACUGAGAGAAGACAGCCUUUAAUAACUUUUCAAUAUAAAUCUGACAGUAUCAAUGAAAUUUAUCAUAAAAAUGAAGAAGCUAUUGGAAUAGAAAUUAAAAAAAAAUUAUAAAUACCGAGAAGACUAUUUUCUUCUCGAGCUAGUUCUACAAUAACAAAUUUUAAAAAUAAUAGCAUAUCUAAUACAAACUCAAUUUGCUUAAGAGAAUAAUCAAAUGCAAACUAAAACGAAAAUUAAAUUAUUUUUUUAAAUAAUUGUGCAUCCACAACUUAAAAUACAAUUGAAGAUAAAAAUGCUUUAGAGAAUGAAAAAAACUCUAUAAUUAAAUAGCUAAUUCUACCUUUAGAGACUUAAGGAAAAGAUUUAAAUUCUGAAGAAACACCUCUUAUAUAUAAAUCUACAUAACCUUCUACAAAAAAUAAUCUAAAAGUAAUCAGAACCUCUGUGUAUAAAAAUUUCAAUGAAAUAUUCAAUAAUCUUCACUAUGAAAAUGAAAGCUAAGCUUCUUAAAAAGCUGAUUAAUUAAGAAAAUCUUCUAUAGAAUUUAUCUCCUAAUAGCCUAGUAAAAAUUUAUAAACAAAUUGUUCAGGAGUUAUAUAUAAGUAAGGGGUUAAGUUAAGUUAUUAUUAACUAAAUUAAUAGUAAUUUAGUACUAAAUCUACAAGAUAGUAAAAUAAUCAUAAUUCUUAAGCAACCUAAUAAUCAAUUUAAGGUCUUUAUCAAUUAAAUAAUUUUGUUAAAUCUCCAUCUAUUCAAACUAAAAUUAAAAAAAAUAUUCAUGUAAAUAAUUCAAAAUCUAAAAGCAGCUUUGAUGUUUUUGAUAAAAUUCUUAAUUCAAAAUUAAAUUAGUCUCCAAAAAAGGAAACAAACUAAUAAAUGUAAUAAUAAUGA